Tetrahymena thermophila SB210 is the source of this 2814-nucleotide messenger RNA. Its product is annotated as cation channel family transporter. NCBI's taxonomy places the organism in Eukaryota, Ciliophora, Oligohymenophorea, Hymenostomatida, Tetrahymenidae. The transcript is spliced from 6 exons. The record is from RefSeq and is a predicted model, not a curated record.
AUGUCGAUUAAAGAUUUGAAAAUCGAGGCUACUCGCUAUAAUUAAGGUGAAUCUAUAAAAUCUAAAGAUUGGGAGCUAGUUAGAAAAAAGGUCUUUGAGGAAGAAGAUCUUUUAUGGAAUGAUUCAUAAUUAAAAAUAAAUGAAGCCAAAGAAAAGCCUUUAAAUCCAAAUUAGAUUUUUUAAAAAUUAGAGAAUGAUAUGAUUUAAAAUAGCGAUGAAAAGUGCUUGAAGUCUAUGAACCAAAGCAUUAAGAGUUAAAAUACACGAAGACGGAAUUUGUUCUCUAAAAAAAGCUCUAGUAGAACUGGGACAAUUGAACUGGAAAUAUCUAAUUUAAAUGAAAUAACAUUUUUAAAUUAGCCAUAGCGUGAACUUUUAUCAAGAGAAUAAACCAACUUACAACAAGGGACAAAAUAAAAUGGCAGUAAAAUUAACAAAACAAUUGAAUCUAAUAAGCAAUUCUUUAAGAUGGUUUCUCUAAUAGCAAAAAUAAAAAUAAAAAUGAGAGGUUUUUAUCAAAAUUUUACUAAUAUUAAAAGAUCAAGACUUCUUAGUAGAGAUAUACGCAUGAUUAUAAACGAUCAAAGUGAUGGAAUACAAACUAGAGAUAAUUUGUCAAAUAUCAGCUACUUUAAUUCUUAAACUUAAGAAGGUGCUGAAAUUAUUACAGAAAGAAAAAAAGCUAUGAAAAUUUACCUCAAGAAAAAGUUAAUUUUUGAUAUAAUUCCUUUUACUUUGAAUAUGCUUAUAUUUGACCAUACUAUUGCCUGCUUAUGGUACUUAAUUGGUCACAUAGAAAUCAUGUACUUUGAAGAUGAUAAUUCUUGGCUAGCCUAAGAUUAAUAUAAAAAUGAAUUUUGGUGGAACAUUUAUUUUUCUGCUCUUUACUGGUCCUUGACUUUGAUUUCCACUGGUUCUAAUAUUUGCUCAGCAAAUUUAGAGAUUAUGUUCACAACAGUAAUCAUUUUGUUUUCAGGCAUGUCCUUUGGUUAUAUAAUUACAAUUAUUGGUGAUAUUUUAUCUGAAAUUAACACAAAAGAGGUAAAAAGGAAGUAAGGUACAAAUGUUAUUAACAACUACAUGAGGCAAACUAAUAUUUCAAAGGAGCUGCAAGCUUAAGUUAACUUGUAUCUAUAAUAAUAUUACUAAAAUAACUUCUUUGAAGAACAAUAAAGUAAUUAAUAAGUUUUAGAUAAGCUUCCUGCUGAUUUGUAAGAUUGCUUAAAGAGAGAAUAAUUUAAAAGUCUUGUACCCCAAAUAGAUUUUCUAUUUAAAAAUUUACUAUGUAUCUAGACUAUAGAAGACCUCACUUUGUUCAUGUCAGAAGAGUUUUAUUUGCCAAACUAGAAGCUUAACUUAAACGACGGAUAAUUUUUGCUUUUUAUAACAUAAGGAUAAUUGACGAUAUUUUAAAAUGAUGCAUAAGAGUAUUCACGCGAAAAAGGAGCUAAAUUAAAUGUUGGACAACAUUUUGGCCUAAUUAAUUUUAUAACUGGGAUUUCUUCUGAAAGUAAUGCGAAAUCGAGCAUGUUCACUAAAGUAGUGAAGAUUAAUAGAGUAGAUUUUUUGAAGGUUGUAUAAAAAAAUGAGGUUGAGUAUUAAAAAUUUUGCGAGCUGAAAGAUAGAAUUCAAUUUUAUGAAGAAUUUAAAAGCCUCAAUUUAAAAUGCAACAUUUGUAACUCUUUCUAUCAUUUAGACAAAAGUUGUGAACUUAUUAAUAUUAACCGAAAAUAAAUAUAUUACAAAUAAAAAAUUAACUAAUAAGAAUAGCAAAAAAGAAUUCCUUUUAAGAGACUAAAUUUAAAAAAUCACAACCCAUUAAUAAUUAUUUAAAGCGUAAAUGAGCAGGCAUAAAACUUUAUAGGCGACAUUAAGAAGUUAAAAGAAACAGAUAUAAUAGAACUACUAGAUUUAACUAUCAGUGAUACAGAAUAAUCUUAAUUUGAAGAGAGGUCAUCAUAAUCAUAGCUACAGCAAUCGUAAGAAGAAUAAGAAUUAGAAUUUGAAUCAUAGAAGUAUUCAUAAAAUGUAGCUCAUUAAAAAAUAGACUAGGGCUUAAGAAAGCAAAGCACAUUAGGGAGAAAUUUACCAAAUAAAUAAUCAUUUAAAGACCUAGAUGAAUAAUAAAUAGGAUUUGAUUCUAUUUAAAUACUAAAAUAUGAUUUCUUAUCGGACCGAGUGAUAUAAUAAAGUAAUGAAUCAAAUAGAAAUUAGAAUUCCUAGCCAGUAUUGAAUGAAAAUCAUAUUACUGCUAUUAAAGAUUUCGAAAAAAUUAAUAAAUGUCAUUCAGAAGAUAAAAUUGAUAUUUAAAACUUCACAAUUCAAAAUAAAAAAUAAACAUUUUAAAUUACAUAAAAAGAUAUUUAGAAUUAAAAAUUUAAAUCUCCAUUAAGUUCUAUCUUUGAAAAUCCAUAAGAAAAUAACUAAAAAUAAAUCUUAUAAAAAUAGUUUGAAAGUUCUUUUUAGUUACUGAGUUAGAUAUUUUAAAGCAAUAAUAAUAAUAACAACAACAACAACAACAACAACAACUGCAAUAAUAAUAACAAUAACAUUAAUAAUAGUAACUUUAAUAUUAAUAAUAACACUCAUAAUAUAAAUCUCUUCAAAAAAAUUUAAGAUUUUUAAUAAACAAACAAAAAAAAAGGAAGUUUUUAGUACCUAUAACUCAUAGAUUAUGAAUUUGAUUUACAAAAAGAUUUCGAAAGCUAUUUUGUUUGUGGAAACUUUAAAGAAAUUCAAUUAAGACUGCAAAAAUAAGUUAAAAAGAAGUUAAAAAGAGCGCAUAGAAGCUUUUUUGUGCCAUCAAAAAAUUGA